UCAGCCACAGUGCCACGUUAGCCACAGUGCCAUGUCAGCAGUGCCAUGUCAGCAACAGUGUCACGUCAGCCACAAUGCCACGUCAGCAGUGCCACGACAACAGUGCCAUGUCACAACACCACGUCAGCAGUGCCCCGCCAUCAUGACGGGCGCAGCUGUGGGCAUGCCAGGCCAACUGGCCAAUGAGUCUAUUGCCGACUACAAACAGCGGUUCCAGACUCAGCUCACAUUGAUCGAGGCCGAGGAACAGCGCCAGCUGGCAGCCGAGCCUGCCCGCCUACAGGCUGAAGCAGCGGCAACAGCUGAGAAGCAGCAGCUACAGGCCGAAGCAGACGCAGAUACCCAGGCACGCCGCAAGGAAGCCCAGGAUCUGCUGCAGCGGCAUGAAGCCGCCAGCAUCGAAAGACUCAAGUUCUGGCACUUUCCACCGUCCAACGGCGACGACGCGACACCGAAGGAGCAGCACAAGGAGUUCCUCUCCAAACUCGUGACACGGUUGUUAUACGCUUGCAACUAUCAACAGUCCGAGUUAGAGAGACAGAACCAGGAACUGCAGCAACAGUACCAGGAUCCGCAGAAACAGCACCAGGAGUUGGCAAACCUCCACCGGACAGUGCAGAGCCACGAGGAUGCUACACGGGAACUCAAUUCCCGUGUACUGGACCUGGAGCAAGCUGUACCAGGACCAGAUGCUGGUGUGUCCAGCAGUGCACCCUCUAACCACCAAAUGGAGGAACGCGUCGACCACGUCGUCGCAAUGCUCGGCGACAUCAGCACCUUCGCUGAGCCGACCACCAUCAACAAUCAGCUGGAUACCUUGAAGACCGAGGUCCAGCAACUGCAGCUGCCUAACAAGAAUGGCAACAGCACACAGCAUUACAAGAUGCCAACUUUUCAAAUUGAGAAGUUCGAUGACUACACCCAUCAGGACCUGGUCCUCUGGUGGGAAGGUUUCACGACGCAACUUCAGAUUCUGCAAGUCGCCAAGCACUCGUACGUCGGCGCCCUGUUUCUUAACUCAAAGGGCGGAUGCCAGAUCUGGUUAAGCCACCUGGCAUCUACCCACGGUGUCAACGUCGCAGAUCUGAAAGACAAGAUCUCAUGGGAAGAGUUAACACGGCUAUGGAAGAAGCGGUUCAUCAUGGAUGACGCACCUGCACUCGCCAUCAACCGUCUCUUCGCCAUGACGCAAGGCAACACAGCAACACGUGACUGGCUUACGGAAUGGCAGAAGAUCGCGGCAACACCCGAUCUGGACUUACCAUUUCCGCAUCAGCGCCGCGAGUUCUAUAACAGGUCAUGUGCUGCAUUGAGCCUCGCACUGGGUGAUCGCGAGCAGUACGCAACCUUCGUUGAGAUCAUUGACAAGGCGAGGGAGAUCAUCAAGACCAACAGGGCGGCUGCACACGAGAGGUCAGCGUGGCAGCCAACCUAUGUGGAGAAGGUAAAGACUGGUCCGCGACAACAGCAGUUCUCUGCAGUCCAAUCGGACAACACUGUGGAAGACCCGACAACCACCCAAGCGUCACGUGAGGGAGAUCAGGUGGCUGCUGUCCAGCCGCGAAGCAACAACAAGCCCCGAGUGAACGGGAAGGUGAAAUCAGCAUCGCAGGCCGGAAACGGACAACCAACACCAUGGGUCAAGUUCAACUUGACCGAGGCCGAGUACAAGUAUCGUGGCCGUUACGGCUGCUGUUACUGGUGCAACAGCAUCAAGCACAAGACCUCCCUUUGCCAGGAUCAGGCCAAGGAGGAUGUGUGGCCUCCGGCUAUGACAACGGAGUUCCGACACAUGCUGGAUCGUUUCGUACUUAUCUACCUUGACGACAUCCUGGUGUACAACCGGAGUUUGGACGAGUAUGUGGAACACCUGCGCACCGUUUUGGAGCGGCUACGACAAGCCAAGUACAAAGCCAACCGCGACAAAUGGGAAUUCGCGCGGCAGGAGUUGGAGUACUUGGGACAUUAUGUGACGCCGCAAGGCAUCCGUCCGCUUGUGGACAAGAUCGAGGCCCUCCGCGUGCCAUUCGUAUUCGAUGACGACGCACGCCGGUCAUUCCAAGCACUCAAGACGGCCAUGCUCAUGACACCCGUCCUUAGCAUCUAUGACCCCACCCUGCCGACGAGAGUGACUACGGACGCUUCCGGCUAUGGCAUUGGGGCAGUCUUGGAACAGCACGACGACGACGACUGGCACCCUGUGGAGUAUUUCAGCCACAAAGUGCCUCCCAUCAACUCGCUUGAUGAUGCAAGGAAGAAGGAGCUGCUCGCGUUCGUGAUGGCUCUCAAGCGAUGGCGGCACUUCCUCCUUGGGCGUCGCAGGUUCACAUGGGUUACGGACAAGAACCCACUGACUUACUACAAGACGCAGGAUACGAUGAGCAGCACGAUCGGACGAUGGAUGUACUUCAUCGACCAAUUUGACUUCACACCGAAACAUCUUCCCGACCUCUCCAAUCGCGCAACAGAUGCACUCUCACGAAGACCUGAUCUUUGCGCUAUGACACAUCAUGCCUUCGCAUUCGACGAGGAGCUCCAGCGACACUUCAUCAGGGGCUAUGAGUCCGAUCCAGACUUCGCCACGCUAUAUGCACAGCUAUCUUCGGAUCACCCGUCGGCCAGCCACUAUCGCAUCGUCGAUGGGUACUUGCUCCUGCACUCGCGGGGCAAGGACUUACUAUGUGUCCCACGCGACCACUGUCUUCGGACUCGCCUCCUCGGCGAGUAUCAUAAUUCGCGACUCGCCGGCCAUUUCGGAGUCAACCGCACUAUUGCACGGCUUCGACAGCGAUUCCGAUGGCCCGACCUCAUCACCGACGUCACGAGGUAUUGCGACUCAUGCGAAGUUUGCCGACGAAGGAAACCCCGCAACCGCAACCCCUACGGCGAGCUGCGCCCGAUGCCGAUCCCGCAGGAACCCGGUCUCUCCAUUGUCAUGGAUGUCACCGAACCAUUCCCCCGCGACCGCCUCGGACACGACGGCAUCCUCACUGUCGUGGACCGAUUGAGUAAGUACGCGCGAUUUCUCCCUUGCAAGUACUACUCCAUGGCUCCUGAGCUGGCACGCCUCUUGCACACCGGUUGGAUUUGUGGCCACAGUGUACCAGAAGACAUAGUCAGCGACCGCGACACUCGCUUCAUGUCGGCAUUUUGGACUGCUCUCAUGCAGGAGUCCGGCACGAAGAUGAAACCAAGUUCGGCUCGGCAUCCACAGGCGGACGGGCAAACGGAGCGGGCACAUCAAACCGCUCAAAGGAUGCUUCAUACGCUCAUCUGUCCGGACCAGAAAGAUUGGGUUGACCGCCUCCCCGACAUUGAGUUCGCCUACAACACUUCGGUGCACCCGGCGAUCUGCGUGACUCCAUUCGAGUUGCACCACGGUGGACGGAAAGGCCGUAUCUUCGCCGACCUUCUCCUCCCACGACCAGCCGACAUCGAUGCCCCUUGCUCUCCCGCUUCCGUCCGGAAUUACAGGGAAUUGUUGGCUCAAGCCCGCGCGAAUAUGCAAAAGGCUCAAGUUCGCAUGCAGCAGCAAGCCAACAGGCAUCGUGUGCCAUGUCCCAUCCGCGUCGGCGACCUGGUUUGGGUUUCUGCGGAAGAGUUUGCACUGGAACAGGAUGUCUCCGCAAACUGUUUCCCAAGAGCAGAUUUGAAAGCAUUCGCACCGCUGAUCUACGCGCAUUAUGAGAAGCAAAGGUUAGCUCAGGAAGCUUCACGACCGGCCCCUCCCACCCUGACUGUGGUCCCUCCCUCAGACAGACAGCUUCGCCCUCGCAGCACAAGUACAGGGCUAGCAAUUCGCUCAGUUCUGGGACCGGAAGGUGAAGAGGCCAGUUAUUUCUGCUAUCAUGGUGCACGAAUGGGGGGGCCAGCAAGUGAGGAAAGAACCGUUGAUUAUGUUAGGGACGGUGGAGCGCUGCCAGUGAGCAUGGCUGCUCCUAAUCAGCUACUUGUCACCCACUCAGGAAAGGCAGCGCAGGGGCCAGUGCUGGUGGAGAGCUUGGGCAGAGAACUGUCAGUCAACUCAGCGGCAUAUGGACAGUCUCCUAUCACUCAACCUGUGAUGACAUCUACAACAGGAUCACAUAUUUUCACUGCUAUACCGACUACAACAUCUACAUCUGCGACGAUUGCUCCUGUGUGCAGUACGGAGGUAUCAAACGAACUGGGAGCUUUGUCUAUUCAAAUGAUUACUCCGGCGUGCACCACGAUGACAUCUGAUGGAACCUGGGUGCUUAACAAUCAAUCAUCGAGUUCAUUGACAUUAAAAAAGGUGAUGGACGCUCCUGUAGGCAUCAAGGAGAUAUCAAACAAGUCGGGAGCUGUCUCUAUUCAGACGAUUGCUCCGGCGUGCAUUGCAACGGGAUCUAACGAAACGGGGGGAUUUUGCAAUCAGGCAUCGAGCUCACCAUCAACAGUAUCGAUGAUACUUCCUGCUGCGGGUGAGCUGUCGACAGUUUUGCCGAAGCCAGCAGGGAGUGAGGCUCCUGUGCUUUUAGCGGGGAUAUUAAUUGGCAUCGCUUCACCACUGACGCUGCCUCCAUCACCUUCAUCAAUUGCGCCUGUUGUCCCGACACUUGCUAUGGAGGCUUUGCAUGAUUUGGGACACACCAAUGAUGAUGCUCAUGAUGAUGAUGAUGAUGAAGACACCAAUGAUGAUGCUCAUGAUGAUGAUGAUGAUGAUGAUGUCAGUAAUGCUGAUGAUGAUGAUAAAGAUGAUGAUGAUGAUCACGAUGAUGAUGAUCAUGAUGAUGAUGAUCAUGAUGAUCAUGAUGAUGAUGAUCAUGAUGAUCAUGAUGAUGAUGGUGAUGUCAGUAAUGCUGCUGCUGCUGCUGCUGCUGCUGAUGAUGAUGAUGAUGAUGAUGAUGACGCAUGAUAGCCAUACCCACUCCGCUGGGCCCAAAGGAAGCUCUGGUUGAAAAGCACG
Messenger RNA from Chara braunii, 4927 nucleotides. Lineage: Eukaryota; Viridiplantae; Streptophyta; Charophyceae; Charales; Characeae. The record is from the annotation of a GenBank genome assembly.